This is a messenger RNA of Cyphellophora attinorum, 363 nucleotides long. RefSeq lists its product as uncharacterized. The coding region runs from base 1 to 363 and encodes 120 amino acids. The transcript has a single exon. The record is from RefSeq and is a predicted model, not a curated record. Lineage: Eukaryota; Fungi; Ascomycota; Eurotiomycetes; Chaetothyriales; Cyphellophoraceae.
AUGACCCAAUCAGUCUGCACAUGCUUCAUGUGCAACAACAUCCGCACAGCCCUUCACAACAUCGAUCCGGAGUACACUCGCUCAAUAGAGAGACGACUGUCCGUGCCACAAGGCUUAGAUCACAAAGCUCUCAUCACACGAUACAGAUACGAAUACCCAGACUAUCUCAAAGCCAUGAAAGCGAAGGUCGAACACGAGCUGGUGAUUGCGGAGUUACAACUCAAGAAGUCUGAGGUGGAGGUCAAGCAGUUGCGAUUGGAUAUCGAGACGGGGCGAUUGCAGCGGGAGAAGGCGGAGGAUCAAGUCAGGAUGAACAGUUCAGUUGUCACAACUGGUCUGCUUGACUCUUUCGAGGAAAAAUAA